AAAGCCACCCUAGAAAAACUAUCAAACACUCUAACCAAAAUGGAAUCUACACUUUAUCUUAAUUUUGUGAAAUAUCUAACAAUUUCAGAAUUACCUCCAAAUUUAACUUUAAAGAAACAACAACAAUUUAAAAAACAAGCAACAUAUUAUAUUGAAUUUAAACUGCUUGCUGUUUUAUAUAGAUUACAUUCUGAUCUUCUUGCUAGACACUUUGGCAUUAAUGAAACUUAUAAUU
Molecule: messenger RNA, 235 nt
Organism: Dentiscutata erythropus
Lineage: Eukaryota; Fungi; Glomeromycota; Glomeromycetes; Diversisporales; Gigasporaceae
Source: the annotation of a GenBank genome assembly